Gryllus bimaculatus (two-spotted cricket) is the source of this 1831-nucleotide messenger RNA. NCBI's taxonomy places the organism in Eukaryota, Metazoa, Arthropoda, Insecta, Orthoptera, Gryllidae. The record is from the annotation of a GenBank genome assembly.
AGCACGUAUUAAUGCGCCAAAAUCGGUCCAGUCCUAAGAGAAUUGUGGUGUAGUGCGUCCGUGGGGUCUAGCAGGUGUUGGAUCUUGUGGCGUACUGCAGUGGAGCUACGACAGUAAGGAAAAGCCUGCAUGUGACAAUCUAUUGACCUGAAGAGCAGAUCUACUCAAAACCGCAACAGUUCGCAUUGUUUCCGUUGUAUUCAGAAGGCGCGAGGUGGCUGAGGCGAUGGAGGAGCAGGCAGCGCAGCAUUUAGCGGGGGAGCUGAUCCGCGCGACGGCCGAGGGCGACGUGGAAGGGGUGGAGCGGGCGCUGGCGGCUGGCGCAUCGGUGGACCAGCCCGAUGCGGACGGGACGUUGGCGCUGCACGCGGCGGUGCGGAGCUCCAACCCGUACUUCGUUGCCCUUUUGCUGCAGAGAGGCGCCUACGUCAAUCGGGCGAACGAGAACGGCCGAACGGCGCUCCACGAGGCGGCGUUGGUGAACGACACGUUGAGCGCGGCGCUGCUGCUGCGGGCGGGCGCAGCCGCGGACCAGCCAGACGUCAACGGCCACACUGCCCUCCACAUGGCCGCGAUAGCGAACGCCUUCAGUUUUACCACCGUGCUGCUGGCGGCCGGCGCAGACCCGGCCUGCGCUGAUCACAACGGAUUAACGCCAGCUCAAAUGGCCGAAGACGAGGCCCUGUGCACCCAGAUCACCCUCGCGCACCAAGCGCGCGCCUGUUCAGCAGGAGCAGUGCAGGGGCAGCAGGCGGCUUCGGCGGCGGAGCUGCAGGCUGACCGCGCUACUCUGGCAGAUCGGGCUGCACGGGCCGCUCGGGCCGCUCGGUCUGACCGGUCUUAUCGGUCUGAUCGUUCUGGCAGGUAUGAUCGUUCUGGUGGGUCUGAUCGCUCUGAUCGGGGUGAUCGAUCUGGCGGGUCUGAUCAGGGUGAUAGGACUGAUCGACCUGGCGGGUCUGAUCGGGAUGAUAGGACUGAUCGACCUGGCGGGGGUGAUCGGACUGAUCGAUCUGGCGAGUCUGAUCAGGGUGAUCGGACUGAUCGAUCUGGCGGGUCUGAUCGGGGUGAUCGGAGUGAUGGGACUGCGGCCGCGCUACGGGCUGCGCGCCGUGCGGCCACGGUGCGGACUGAGGAAGCAGCGGCCGCGCAGCGGGCUGAGACGGCUGCGGCCACGCUGGAGGCUUCGAUGAAGCAGCGGAAGGAACUGGCUCAACUGGCACUUGCGGAUAGAAACAGAAUCUGCCGUCUUCGGCACGGACUUCUGGAAAUGAGCGCAUGCAUGGACGAUGUUCGAUCUAGUUUUGAUAAACUCCAACGCACCUUCCCGGACCAUAGCGACCUUCGGCCUCCGCCUGGCUCAUCGGAUGCGCUCAAUCCUCCAGCCCAGAACUACUUGCCUGCACAGCAAUACCACCCAGAUCGACACGAUUCUCCAGCCCAGAACUACUUGUCUGCACAGCAAUACCACCCAGAUCGACACGAUUCUCCAGCCCAGACCUACUUGCCUGCACUGCAAUACCACUCGGAUGGACUCGAUUCUCCAGCCCAGAACUACUUGCCUGCACUGCAAUACCAUCCGGAUCGGCUCGAUCGUCCAGCGCAGAACUACUUGCCUGCACUGCAAUACCAUCCGGAUCGGUUUGACUUACUAGCUCAGUAUAAUGAUCAGCCUCUGUAUCGCCUUACUACACCCCAUGAUCAUCUGGUUCAAAAUCCCCUUCCGGAUCAUGUCGGCAUUUCACUUCAGGGCUCCUUUCCGGUAAUGAACAUUGAUUACAGACCAUCAACAAAAGAUUCUAACUCUCUGAAAUUAAUACAUGAAAUAUUUUAA